UCCUGUAAGGCAUGCCGCUUUGGAACAUUUCGCUUCAUCCCUCGAACCACCGCGAAGCACACGAUCGCACGUUGAUCCGCCCCAUUUUUGUUAUAUAUUCCGGGUCAUCUCCACAGAAGCAAUCUUAGCCGACUUCUACCAGACUUUAUUUGACGUGAUGUUGCUAAAAUACGCUGUCUGCACCACGCGCGUGCCUGCUUACGCUGUGACACGCCAGUUGUCGACCAUCGCGUCGCGAUCUGCGCUGCAUGUCCCUAAAGCUGCUGCGUAUGGCCUUUUCCAGCGACUGGCUGUGCCCGCAGCCAAAUUCUAUACGACAGCGGGAGCUGCCGCAGAAGUCAAGUCCGAAGAAGCAAAGCCGAAAGCUGCCAGAAAGACUGCGGAGAAGAAGGCUCCGAAGAAGGCUCCGAAGAAGAAGAAAGCUGUGAAGGCAGCUCCGAAGAGAAUCAAGAAACCGGUUGACAUGCCGCAUGGACCAAUGAGCCCUUAUAAUGUUUUCUUUCUGAAAUACAGAGCUGAGCAUCCGGAAGAAACCAACAACAUCAAGGCUCCCGAAUGCGCCCGUUUGGUUUCGCAAGCGUUUAAACAACUCUCGACUGCAGAGUUAGAGGAGCUAAAGAAAGAGGCCAAAGAACGUAGCAUUGAGACCAAAAAGAAGCUUGCAGAGUUUGCUCUCAAGCUUGGGCCGGCAGGAGUUGCGCUCGAAAACAAGCGUCGGCAACAGCGAGCUAAGAAGCUCAAUCUUGCUCAUACUGUAUAUCUGCAGGACCCUUUCAAGCCUAAGUAUGGCGCUCUGUCAGGCCCCACGGUCUUCUUGGCCGAGACUGUUAAACUUCCUGAGUACGCCAACUUACCAAUCUCGGAGCGCUUCAAGACUGUAGCAGCUAUCUACAAAAGUCUAUCGGAGGACCAGAAGUUGCCGUAUGUAAACCGUGCCCUAGCCAAUCGUGAGAAAUAUCACGCUGAGAAACAGGCAUACGAGAAGCUCCUCAAGGAGGAUCAGACGAGUUCAGCUGCGCGCUAACGGAGCAGAUAGCGGCUCUAUCGUUGGCGAUGACAUUGCUUUAGUUUUUAUAUUUUAUUUGACCGCUUGUUAUUCCUCGUUUGGUAUCGAUAGAGAGGCUGGCAGAUUAUCACUGGCUUUAUUCAUUUCCUGAGAUGAUGUUCUGCGUGUAUUUUAUUAGCGUCGGGACUUGU
Molecule: messenger RNA, 1197 nt
Organism: Myxozyma melibiosi
Lineage: Eukaryota; Fungi; Ascomycota; Lipomycetes; Lipomycetales; Lipomycetaceae
Exons: 4
Coding region: 158-1024 (288 amino acids)
Source: RefSeq, a predicted model, not a curated record